UUGCCCCCAGCGGCGGCGGCUGCUACGGCAACGGAGGCGGGCCGGUGGUGUCUCGGGUGAGCGCGGCCCCAGGCGGUGCUGCCGUGGACCGACGGACGCAGACGGACAGACGGACAGGCGGAUUCGGGCAGACUGACGCGGGGGACGCCAACCCGGGCAGCACUAUGGCUGCCCCGAAGAAGAAACUUCAAGGUCUCGUGGCUGCAACGAUCACACCAAUGACUGAGAAUGGAGAAAUCAACUUUUCAGUAAUUGGUCGGUAUGUGGACUAUCUUGUGGAAGAACAGGGAGUGAAGAGCAUUUUUGUGAAUGGUACAACGGGAGAAGGCCUAUCCCUGAGCAUCUCAGAGCGUCGCCAGGUUGCAGAGGAGUGGGUGACCAAAGGGAGAAACAAGUUGGAUCAGGUGGUGAUUCAUGUGGGAGCACUAAGCUUGAAGGAGUCCCAAGAACUGGCCCGACAUGCAGCAGAAAUAGGAGCUGAUGGCAUUGCUGCCAUUGCACCUUUCUUUCUCAAGCCAUGGAACAAAGAUGUCCUAAUUAAUUUCCUAAAGGAGGUGGCUGCUGCGGCUCCUGCAUUGCCUUUUUAUUACUAUCACAUUCCUGCCUUGACAGGGGUAAAGAUUCGUGCUGAGGAAUUGUUGGCUGGGAUUCAGGAUAAGAUCCCCACCUUCCAAGGGCUGAAGUUCAGUGACACAGAUCUCUUAGACUUUGGGCAAUGUGUUGAUCAGAAUCGCCAGCGACAGUUUGCUUUCCUUUUUGGUGUAGAUGAGCAACUGUUGAGUGCUUUGGUGAUGGGAGCAACUGGAGCAGUGGGCAGUACCUAUAACUACCUGGGGAAAAAGACAAACCAGAUGUUAGAGGCUUUUGAACAAAAGGAUUUUUCUACAGCCCUGAAUUAUCAGUUUUGUAUCCAGAGAUUUAUCAACUUUGUGGUCAAACUAGGUUUUGGAGUGUCGCAGACCAAAGCCAUCAUGACUCUUGUCUCUGGGAUUCCAAUGGGCCCACCCCGACUUCCACUGCAGAAAGCUUCCAGGGAGUUUACUGAUAAUGCUGAAGCUAAACUGAAGAGCCUAGAUUUCCUUCCUUUCACGGGUUUAAAGGAUAGAAACUUGGAAGCCUGUAGCUAGUCUCUCUGUAUCAAAUCAUGGUAUAUACAUUGAGACAUAAUCUGCCUUGAAUAGUAUACAUACUCAUUUCUCAGGGAUUUUUUAGAUGAACUAAAUUCUCUCCUACUAAAUUAAACCCUGUGUCAUUCAAUCAACAAGUACUUAUCAAAUAGGAGCCCACAAUAAGUUUUGUGAAAGGGGCAAAAACUCCAAAAGCAGUUAUGAACCCUAAAUCAUUCAACAAUUCACAGAAUUUUUGAUGGAGAAAUUUCUACUUCCAUGGAUGAAAUGGAAUCAAGAGCAAAACUGUAAUUGAUUAAUUUUAUGUGCCUUUGAGAGUUCUCAUUAUCUUGAUUUCUACUUCUUAAUCCUUUUUUAAAGUUUUCUGAUUUUAAAGCAUUAUAAUGUACUUUCAUUUUAAUAAAUAUUCAGAAUCUAGGGAAACUGAGCUGUUGCAUUUAGAAAGGUGCAUUAACUUUCAUGCCAAGUUAUAUGACUGAAUUAUACAUAAUUACAUAUCAGGAAGUUUGGCUGCUCAGUCCAUCUCUAGAUCACCUGCCUUCACAUUGUGAUGUCACAGUUUUUCCCAAAAAUCAUUCCCUGAAAUCAUUGUGUUCCUCCAAACAUCCCCACUGGACUGGUAAUCAGAUCCCUGAAACAAAUAGAGGUUAAAAACCAGUUUUUAGUAUUUUGUUGAAUGAAAUAUUUCACAUACCGUUAUGUUAGCAUAGUUUUAACAUGAAAAACAAUUAGAAAAUUCAGAGACAACAAUAAGUUCAUGAUACUCCAAAUUUUUACUCAUGAUUGUAGUAGCCUACUGCUAUAUCAUAUUACUAGCCUACUGCUAUAUAAUAAUUAUUCAUUUCUAAGGAAUUAGACAUUAAAAGAAAAAUCUAAGAGCUAAACUCAGCUCUGAUCAUUUUUUAAAUCACCAUACUUCUCAUGUUUACAGGAUCUCAUUAACCAUCUUACAAGUCCUCUAAGCACUGACUUUACAAGAACAAAAAUAGAAAAAUAGAGUUCUGUGCUUAGUGAAUACCCAAGAAAUUUAUUUCUAUUGAAAAAUUAAUUUGGCUUUAGUGUCAUUAAGUAAGGGUAUCACAUCAAAGAUGAUGUGAUGUGAACCAAAGGCUGUAACAGAAAUCUCACUACUUUAAGAAAUUUAACAGCUAUAAAGAAAUUUUUUUUUAAUUAAUGAAACUAGAAUAUACACUCACAUAAACCACUGUGGUUUAGCUUCUAGUUCAGAUAGCUGAGUCCAGAAGAAAAAAACACAAGGAAACAGCACAUGACAUUCCUGGAUAAAAAGAGAGGUGAGGGAGAUAGAACUAUGGCAACCCUCAGUUAGCUGACCAAUUAAAGAGAGGAUUAGCAAAAAUAUUUGAUGUUUACUAAUAACUUCAAAUUCUUAUUUUGAAAAAGUUUUCAAUCUGAAGAGAGAAAAAAUAAAAAGCAAAACUGAUAAGAAUUUCAAAUACUUUUCCUCUGCCACGAGCAAAGCAAUUACUCAGAGAAGACACGAAAACAAAAAGCUUAAGAAAUUAAAAGACUGGAUGUUGGUGUUGUGUGCUGUUGCAGUUGAUUCUGACUCAUAGCAACCCUAUAAAAAAAAACCAAACCCGUUGCUAUCACGUCAAUUCCAACUCAUAGCAAACCUAUAGGACAGAGUAGAACUGCCCCAUAGGGUUUCCAAGGAGCAGCUGAUGGAUUAGAACUAACAGCCCUUUGGUUAGCAGCCGAGUUCUUAACCACUGCACCACAUAGGAACCCUAUAAACAAAAAAAACCAAACCCAUCGCCAUCAAGUCGAUACCAACUCAUAGUGACCCAUAGGACAGAGUACCUAACCUAACCUAGUGCCGUCGAGUCGAUUCCGACUCAUAGCGACCCUACAGGACAGAGUAGAACUGCCCCAUAGAGUUUCCAAGGAGCGCCUGGCGGAUUUGAACCACUGACCCUUUGGUUAGCAGCCAUAGCACUUAACCACUAUGCCACCAGGGUUUCCAGUACACAUAGGACAGAGUAGAACUGCCCAAUGCCGUUUCUAAGGAGUGUCUGGUGGAUUCGAACUGCUGACCUUUUGGUUAGCAACCAUAGCCCUUAACCAUGACCUUACACCUUCAAACCAAGAAACCAGAUUCCAUGAGGUUUUGGUUGUACAUAAGCAGCCUCAGCAAUUGCUCCUUUUGAUGCUGUUGUUGGAAACAUAUCUAUCACAUAGUUUUUGCCAAUUCAACUUUUUACAGGUGUAUAGCUUAUUGAUAGCAAUUACAUUAAUUGCCUGUGCAGCCCUAGUCUUAAUCAAUGUGAUUUUUCCGUCACAGUAAUACGGUACCUUGUUUAAUGCUUCUGUUCUACUUCCUAGUUCGUUGAGUAUGCCUGGGGUCUUAAAAGUUUACAAGUGGCUGCCAUCCAAGGUACAAUUGGUCUCUAUUUGCCUAGAGCAACAGAGGAAGAUGGAAGUUCAGGAAUAGGAGGAAGAAAUGGAAAGUGUGACCAAUUGUUUUCAUGAACAACUGCCUCCUUUGCCAUGAGACCAGAAGAACUAGAUGGUGCCCAGCUACCAUUACUGAAUGUUUUGUUCAAAGAUUCUAUAGAAAAAUCCUGAUCAAAAGGGAGGAAAUGCAGAACAGAAUUUAAAAUUUUCAUGGAAUCUAGUCUUUCUGGAGCCAUAAAGGCUGGAUGAACCCUGAAACUGUUACCCUGAGAUAAUCUUUAAACCUUAAACCAAAAAUAACCACUGAAGUCUUAAAACCAAACAAUAGUUUAGCUUAACUAGUGAAGGAUGUCUGCCUUGACCAUUCUGUUCUUUUAAGACCUCUAUGGGAUUAAAUUGACAACAACUGCUCAAAAGAUUAGAUAGGAAAUUUAGGGAGUAGUAAUUUUAGGUUAAUGGGGGAGGAACCACUCAGAAAAGGAGGGUAAGAAUGGUUGUGCAACUCAAAGAAUGUAAUCAAUGUCACUGAAUUGUACAUGUAGAAACUGUUGAAUUGGUAUAUGCUUUGCUGUGUAUAUUCUCAACAAAAAAAACAUUAAAAAAACAAAGGACUUGCCCUAAAAAUUUAUGUGUUUUAAUGGAAUAUUUAAAAAUAUGAGGCUAUAUUGAUUCUUCAACCAACUCAACAUCAUCAGAGCUACAUCUUCAUCCUUGGGGAGAAAGCAGAGGCUUGCCCAUGUAUCCUUGAACAAGCUUUCCCACCUUUUAAAGUAUUUUUGAUUAAAUAUUUAACAUGUAUAAAAGAAUAUCACAUGUGUAAGGUGUAAAGACUAAUAUUUAUCACAUAUGUGAAAGUGCCUGGUGGCACAGUGGUUAAGAGUUACAGCUGCUAACUAAAAGGUUGGUAGUACAAAUCCACCAGCAGCUCCUUGGAAACCCUAUGGGACAGUUCUCCUCUGCCCUGUAGGGUCCCUGAGAGUCAGAAUCAACUCGAUGGCAAUGGGUUUGGUUUUUUUGGUAUAUGUGAGGGUGUAAAAUAUUCAUUUGUUAUAAUUACUUUAUAAGGAGCCCUUGUAGCACAAUGGUUGAGCUCUUGGCUGCUAACCAAAAAGUUGGUGGUUCAAACCUACCUGUGGCUCAGUGAGAGAAACUCAAUGGGGCAGUUCUCCUGAAACCUGUAGGGUGGCUAUGAGCUGGAGUCAACUCAAUGGCACACAACAAGAAGAAUUACUUUAUGGUGUAGUACUGAUAUUUCAUCAAAUCUAAGAUGCUAUUGAUUGUAAAACACCGUUAUUUUACAUACCUCUAAGAAAGGAAAAAACACUGACAAAGCGUAACAUGCCAUCUAAUUCCAGAGAUACAAAAAUGUUUUUGAGGUUUUAGAAGUGAUAACGAUAUAGCAUCUUUCCAUUUUUAAAAUGAGGUAACCAUGACAAAGAGAGGUUAAAUAUCUUGAGUGGAGUUACAUAUGGUCUGUGGCAGAGCCAGAAUUUGGAGCUUAACUGAGUGACACCAGACUAUUUUACAUCAAGAAUCUCAAAACCUUAUGUCCACUUACUAUGUGUCUUUAACAAUACCUCUUAGCCAAUGUUAUCCUUAAGAUAUAAACUCAGGGACCUCCUGAUACAAAGAAUCAGCUUCAGUAUGGUACAAAGUGGCAAACAGUAUAAAAUGGUUGUAUGGGAGGUAGAAUUGCUUCAUGGUUGUAAGUAUGGCCUUAGAUCCAGGCUGAGGGAAUGUAAGGCCCAGCGCCACCACUUAUCAGCUGUGUCUAAAUUAUACUUCAAUAAAAAAAAACUAGAUGGUCCAGGAUUAACGAAAUGAAUUAUUGAGUGAGUUCCUUCAGCUUGGCCUGUGUAUAGUUGAAAGCUCUAUGUGCAGAACAGUCCCCAUGUCACCACCAACACUUGACGUUGUUCACUUUUCUAAUUUUAGUUUUUAAUGGGCAGGUUGUGAUAUUGUUUUAGUUGCAUUUUUAUUGUUACUGAUGUUUUUGACCACCUUGAGUACACUUGGUAACCUUUUGGUUUUCCUCUUCUGAAAAUUGCUUGUUCAUGCCUCCUGAGGUUUAGUCAGCAUCAGGUCCUCAAGCAGUUCCUCUUGGUUUGAUCAGCCUCCACUCACUGGCCUCAGGCCUCUUUGGAACCAGGACCAAACACUGAAUUGUUAGUGCAAGGGAUAAACUACGCCUUGCAUCUACCAAACUUAGGAAUGAAGUCAAUGUUUCUAAACUUAUUUCUAGCCAGAAAGGUAAAUGUGAAAUGUUAAGUGGUCCAGUUGAAACAGACCUCUCAUUAUUUGACCUGUGGCCUCAGUUCCAAACUCUUAGGUAGCAAGAACAUUACUUAUUUUCUUAUAAGCUAAAAAAAAAAAAAAAUUCCUACCCUGCUUUGCUAAUCUCUGCAGUCUCCUAGAUAGAACAUCUAGUGUAAAUCCAGCCACUCUCUGGACUUCUGGGCCAGUUGAGUGCUUUCAGGUUUCAUCUGCAAAUGAAGAUCUUAGAAGGUGCCAGUUGCCAGGGCAACCUACAAUGGUAAUGCCAGUUAUGGGAUCCAGUCCCUGGGGAGCUCUGGGUCUCAGGUGCAAAGCCUAAACUAAGAACCAAGUCAAUAACAAAAUUCUCCUUAAUCCCUGAAAGUUAAAGAUCCACUUCUGAAAAUUUUAUUUGCACUUAAUGAAAUAUGUUGGCACUUUUGCUGUGUUCAUUAUCUACUACAAAACACUUGCAAUCCAUCUAUGCUUGUUGAUUCCUUAUUAAGAGCAUAAAUAAGUAUCAAUAACACCUGCAGCUUAAGCACGCUGAAGGAUACAAAAGAAAGAAAAGAUUAAGGUCUUUCAAUGAUUUGAUUCUCAAUUCACAUAAGGAAAAUAAAAGGAUGAAUAAAUGCUAAACUGUAUUGUUCUGAUUGUAAGUGCAAGAGAGUUUUAAAGAAGGAAUUGAUCACUAUAAACUAGAAGGGUUAAGAGAAAAAAUGUCAUGAAAGAGGUGAAAAAUAAGGAUGGAUAGGUAUGAUGCUCUCAUAUUAUUGAUUGGUCUGUAGUCUCCAGAACAACCCCAGCAAAAAAAAAAAAAAAUACUUUGUAUUGUUGCCUUCAUGAGUGGUGUAAUGGUUAAGAGUCUUGGCUGUUAGCCAAAAGGUUGGCAAUUUGAAUCCACAGCUGCUCUUUGGAAACUUUAUGGGGCAGUUCUACCCUGUCCUAUAGGGUCUCUAUGAAUG
Molecule: messenger RNA, 6760 nt
Organism: Loxodonta africana (African savanna elephant)
Lineage: Eukaryota; Metazoa; Chordata; Mammalia; Proboscidea; Elephantidae
Gene: NPL
Product: N-acetylneuraminate pyruvate lyase
Exons: 12
Coding region: 165-1127 (320 amino acids)
Biological process (GO): carbohydrate metabolic process; N-acetylneuraminate catabolic process
Molecular function (GO): N-acetylneuraminate lyase activity
Source: RefSeq, a predicted model, not a curated record